AUGGGGGAAGUCCCUGAUGGGCAGUUCCCGAUUGGGAAGUUCCUGGGUGGAGAGUUUCAGUUUCCUGGCGGUGAGGUGGAGGCUGUAGUGAGGGUGGCGGGAAAGUCCACCAUCUUGGAGAGGAUUGGGGGGAAGAUCUGCCAUUUUGGAGCCCCAGUUUACCAGCUGGCCCACAACUUAGCUCCAUCACAAGGCCCAGUGAGGGAAAGUGCCAAUGGUAUCCUGGAGGGCAGCGUUUUGGGCCUGGGUCUUCAGUUUGUCUUUGGGAUCUUUGUCAUCAGAAUUGAUCCUCGAUUUCAUGUAUUUCAGUGGCUGGAGACCAGAUCCAGGUACCACUGCCAUGGACACCCAGGCUGUGGCAGGAAGCAUGCUUAUGGGGUUGAGGUUCCUCCUUUCUUCUCUUUUCCCCUUUCCUGUCUGUCCACAACUCCUCACCCAGCUGACUUGUCCUUGUGUGAAUGGGAGCCAGAAAACCUUGAGAACUUCCAACCAAGCAGUGGUUUCUUCCUCGACGCGGACAUGGCACAAGAGAAAAUGGAGCUAGACUUGGAGCUGCUGUCGAGUUCAACCACCACAAAUGACAUGCUGAGAAGAUCCAACAGCGCCCCAUUGAUAAGUGGGCUUGGUGAUAACUCACAGGUGUUCCAAGCUGACAUGGUAACUCCAAGAAAUGACACAAUGCUUAUGGAACAACAUUGUCUGGUCAAUACAAUGCCAGUGAAGAAUUCCAAGUCUGUGAUUGACAUGACCACAUUCUCAUCUUCAAAAGAUUAUCCUGGCUGCAAAGGGUUUUUACCACCUUUUCCCAUCCCCAUCCGUGCUUCCUUUGGUCGCCUUCAUCAAAUCAAACAGGAGGAAGGCAUGAAUUUAAUGACUAGAGAAGCAAUGCAUGAAUGGUAGGUACAAACCACACUCUGGAUAAUUCGGUCUUGGGAAGAGAGUUUUAACCUGAGUGACAGUAAUUUAGAGAAACCAUCUUCAAAGAGCAUCGAUUUAAUUCCAGUAUCCCCAGCAGCUCCUCCCACCCUGAGGAUUGGGAAGCAAUGUUUUCCUCCAUUGUUACAAACUUGGGUGAAUUACACCACUUUGCCUCCAAGUCCCGUUUCUAGUCCCACGCAACGAUUUCCAAUAGGAAGUCAAAACCCCACCAACAUUAUUAGACCAAGUAUCUGUGGACCAUUAAAAGGAAAAGGUGAAAUGAUAUUUGAAGAUCAGCCAAAGAAACUUUUCCAAGGCAC
Messenger RNA from Mustela lutreola (European mink), 1238 nucleotides. RefSeq lists its product as uncharacterized. Gene Ontology annotation, molecular function: protein serine/threonine phosphatase inhibitor activity. Gene Ontology annotation, biological process: mitotic G2/M transition checkpoint. The transcript has 4 exons. Lineage: Eukaryota; Metazoa; Chordata; Mammalia; Carnivora; Mustelidae. Gene Ontology annotation, cellular component: nucleus; cytoplasm. Bases 1 to 900 code for a protein of 299 amino acids. The record is from RefSeq and is a predicted model, not a curated record.